This is a messenger RNA of Dimorphilus gyrociliatus, 1412 nucleotides long. The record is from the annotation of a GenBank genome assembly. NCBI's taxonomy places the organism in Eukaryota, Metazoa, Annelida, Polychaeta, Dinophilidae.
AUAGUUAACAAGGGAAUAGUAGAAAAAUGGCCACAAAAGAGAUCACUGCUCAAAUAAGCACCAAACAAUCAUCUACACCGUCGACGCCAUCAGGAAUAGCAGGAAUAUAUAAUGAAUGUAAAAGAAUAUAUCCAGAGCAGACCAAUCCUCUGCAAGUCAGCGCCCUUAUCAAAUUCUGGCUUGGUGGUCCCGAUCCAUUAGAUUACGUAAGUAUGUAUGUAAAUGAUGGCAACGAAGCAGAUGGCAUACCCCCUCAUUGGCACUAUGUUUCUUUUGGUUUGUCAGAUUUACAUGGCGAUGGAAGAUUACAUGAACGUAGUAACGGAGAUGGCCUUAGUGGCUAUGGUUUUGAGCUAACUUUUCGCCUUCGGAGAGAACCAGAUCAAACUACUCCUCCCACAUGGCCUGCAACUCUUAUGCAAACGUUGUCUAGAUACGUUUUUCAGACUCAAAAUACACUUUGCGUUGGGGAUCACAUUCCAUGGAACGUACCAUUGGAUCGUUCCGAAUCCCGAAUUCAACAUAUGCUAAUGGCUCCUGAUGCUCAAUUAAAGCCUAUAACGACCGAUUUUGGAUCAUUAUCUUUUGUACAGAUUGUUGGUAUAUGUUUUGAAGAAUUGAAAGCUGCACAACAGUGGAAUGGAAACGGAGUGCUAGAACUGUUAAAAUCUGUAAACUUACCUGGUGGACCAUGGCUUAUCACCGAUAUGCGCAGGGGGGAGAGUUUAUUUGAACUAGAUCCGUCUACUCAAGAAAAGGUUGAUUUGGGAAUCGAAAAGGACGGAUCAAAUCUAGGUGGAGUUAGUUCGAAAUGCUUCUGGGACGAGAGAGAUUGUUGUAUUUAUGAAGAUUUUGUACGGGAUUGUAAAACUCAGUUACCUUGUGAAAGUGGUCGCAAAGACUUUAGUAGUGAGAUUGAUAAGAAUGUUAUAUCUGAAAGAGACUCUCUUCAAAUUAAGGAAACUUUAAAGAGAGGUUUAAUAAAUACCAAACCAACACUGCCUCCAAUAAAAUCUAGGUCUCGAAAUCCCUCUAACGAGAAAGAUGCUCCACAGGAACUACUCCAGACAAGAUUCCUCGAAAGCGUUCAUAUUAGUUUAAAUGCAGAAUCUGCUUAUCUAUUACCUCUAGUUUUAAGGGGUAGAAUUAAACAUGGUCGUCAUUUCACAUUUAAAAGUAUUAUGAAUGAUAGCGCCAUAACAUUUGUGAGCCGUGAUGUUGAGGGUGCAGAAGUAACAGAUCGGAAGCCGUACGCUUGUAAAGGACAAUGGUUACAGGUUCUAAUUUCUGAGGAACUCUCACAAGCUAUGCUUAGCGAUUUAGAAGAAUCUGACCAAGUUAAUUCUCUGCCUUUGACCUAUAAAUGGCCAGAACAUCAUUUUUCUUUGACAACCGUACCUGAUGAUAUUUAG